Molecule: messenger RNA, 5990 nt
Organism: Lagenorhynchus albirostris (white-beaked dolphin)
Lineage: Eukaryota; Metazoa; Chordata; Mammalia; Artiodactyla; Delphinidae
Gene: MFNG
Product: MFNG O-fucosylpeptide 3-beta-N-acetylglucosaminyltransferase
Exons: 9
Coding region: 215-1207 (330 amino acids)
Biological process (GO): regulation of Notch signaling pathway; pattern specification process
Cellular component (GO): Golgi membrane
Molecular function (GO): O-fucosylpeptide 3-beta-N-acetylglucosaminyltransferase activity
Source: RefSeq, a predicted model, not a curated record
GCGGGCCCGGGAGCAGGUGGAGGGCUGGCGGCAGCGGCAGCGGGGCUGCCAUGGCUCGGCCUCCGGGUCCAGAGCACCGACUGCCACCUCUCCCCUCCUGGCCUGCCCCCCAUGCCUGGCAGACCUUUGCCUUUGCCGGGGCUCCCGCCUGACCAGCCUCCCCUCCCCGUCUGGUUGGGAUCUGGGGGCUGAGCCGUCUGGGGUCCCAGGGCCAAUGCAGUGCCGGCUCCUCCGGGGCCUGGCUGGAGUCCUCCUCACCCUUCUGUGCAUGGGGCUCCUCUCCCUACGGUACUACUCAAGCCCAUCCCCGCAGGGCGUGCCGGAGACCCCCGGGCUGAGCCCGCCAAGCCCUCGGCCGCCGGAGCUGCAGCUGCACGAUGUCUUCAUCGCAGUCAAGACAACCCGGGCCUUCCACCGCUCCCGCCUGGAGCUGCUGCUCGACACGUGGGUCUCCAGGACCAGGGAACAGACGUUCAUCUUCACCGACAGCCUGGAUGAAGGCCUCCAGGAGAGACUGGGGUCCCACCUCGUGGUCACCAACUGCUCUGCGGAGCACAGCCACCCUGCCCUGUCCUGCAAGAUGGCUGCUGAGUUUGAUGCCUUCUUGGCCAGCGGACUGAGCUGGUUCUGUCAUGUGGAUGACGACAACUAUCUGAACCCGAGGGCGCUGCUGAAGCUGCUAAAAACUUUCCCGUGGACCCGCGACGUCUACAUCGGCCGGCCCAGCCUGAACCGGCCUAUCCACGCUUCUGAGCCGCAGCCGAACAACCGCACGAGGCUGGUACAGUUCUGGUUUGCCACCGGGGGCGCCGGCUUCUGCAUCAACCGCAAACUGGCUUUGAAGAUGGCCCCAUGGGCCAGAAUCGGGGCUGCUGUUGAGGGCAAGAAGCAUUUCUUUCUCAUCUCUUUGUCCUCAGCCUCUGUGUCAUGGUGGCUGGCAGCAGUGGCCCCCGCUUCGUGGACACAUCUGCCCUCAUCCGGCUGCCUGAUGACUGCACUGUGGGCUACAUCGUCGAGUGCAAGCUGGGCGGCCACCUGCAGCCCAGCCCUCUCUUCCACUCCCACCUGGAGACCCUGCAGCUGCUGGGGGCUGCCCAGCUCCCAAAGCAGGUCACCCUCAGCUAUGGCAUCUUUGAGGGGAAACUCAACGUCAUUAAGCUCCAUGGCCCCUUCUCCCCUGAGGAGGACUCCUCCAGGACAAAGAUGAAGUACGUACCUGGCACCGUGUCCACGUAAAACACAGCAAGUUCUCUCCCUCCUUCCCUCCCUACAUCUCCUCCUGAAUGACUUUGUAGACUCCCCCCAGAACAGAGACCUUGCUCGAUGCAGCUCUGUGCCUUAUAGUAUCCGGCACAGUGCUGGGCGCAUAGCAGGCGCUUCCUGAAGACCAAUGACUAUUUAGGUGGGUGAGUCAACCUCAGGCUAGUACCAACCUGGCUGUAUUAGCAUCACAGGUGCUUGGUAAAAACAGAUUCCAAGGCCCCAUCUUAGAUCCUCAGAAUGCAAGUCUCCAAAGAAGGGGCCAGGGAAUAUGCAUUUUUACCUGGUUUCCCAAGAGGAUCUAAGCGGCUGCUGGGUUAGAGAACAAGGAUUUGAGGUGCGUUCAGCACCAUGGACAGAACCUCAUGCCGCUGCCUUUAUCUACUCUCCUUCCUGGGACGAGAUGGGGCGAGGGCAUUCUAGGUAUGUAUGCGGCGGGAGUUAAUGGUCUAACCCUGAUGGAGGCCGUGAGACAACUGUGGCCUUGGCCCUCAAGUGACACAGUCCUUGUCUUUGCUUCAGGAGCACGUUUCGGAGUGGACACUGGUCCUGCUGCGGGAGACAGCUCUGACUGCACAGGGAGAGGCAGGAUAAUCAAUAUUGCCUCUAUUUCUUUUGUAAGUUGUAAGCGACCCUCAUACUGUGCAAGCGGCAAAGCAUGAAGCCUGAGCCAGUGUGAACAAAUUAAUCCCCCAACCGUGGUUUGAGCACCUACUGUGUUCAAGGGCUGUGCCGGUAGCCAGGGGGCAGGGGGAUGGGUGAGAUACAGCUGCCGCCUUCAGGAGCCAGCAGCUUGCCAAGUAUGGUUCAUUGACUGUUAGAAAGCAGAGCUGCCUCGAAGAUAACCAGACCCGGAGUCAGUGAGUAUGCUUACUGGAGAGGCUGCCAGGGGAGUGGAGAGGACAGACACGUGGCAGAAGAGGCUUCCUGGAUUUGAGACCUGGCCCUGGCGCACGGACUAGCUGUGUGGCCUUGUGCCUGAUGUUUAGCUUCCAGAGCCUCAGUUUCCUAAUCUGAGACAUGGGAGUGACUACGUCCUUCCAUCUCCCAGGGCAUUUAUAAGGAACGUGCCUACUCAGCCGGGUUCCAGCGGUGCAGCCCCAGCACCAUUCAUUCGCUCAUAGACUCCACAUUUAUGCCAGGCAUGGUGACAGUCACUGUGAGCAAAGGGCAUGAGAACUGGUACACAGGGGGAGUAAACUGGGGGCAGGGCCACGCUCCUGGCCUCCAGUGAGACUACAUUUCCAGCCUCCCUUGCAGUGAGAGGGAGGGUGGCCAUGUGACCGAGUUCUGGCUGAUGGAUGUGCCCCACUUGCAGGCCUGGCCCAUGAAAUCCGCCCCCCACGAGAUGAUCUCUCUCUGUCCUCAUCACUGGCUGGAUGGGGAGGACUUUGCGUUGUAGGAGCCUGGAGGUGGGAGGAGCCCAGGUCCCAGAAUCUCUUCGUGGGAGUCUGUCCAUCAGACAGAUGCACUGAAGUGUUAGAAGAACCAGAAUCAAACUGGUGUUGAGUUGAGCCCUUGGGUUUGGGGAUGUUUGUUACAGCACUUAGCCUACCCUGGCUAAUAAUACAGGGAGAUACAGCAAACAAGUAAACAAAUGAGCAGGAGUUCUAGAAGCUGAUGGAGUGAGGAGAGCCACACACAGGAAGGAGACAGUGGGGGAAUGUUUGGAGGAUACAUUAUGGAUAUAUUUUUAAGUUCUUCUAAGCUUAAAAAAUAAACCUUUAGCCCCUCAAUGGUCCAGGUCUGAAAUUCUCUAGCUUUGGCUAUAUAACUUCCUUCUCAAGCCUCCUGAAACCCCAUCUUGUGUGAUGUAUGUCACUCAUAACUCCACCUUCUGGAUUUUAUUUCAGGGACCUGCUGACCAAGUUUUGUCUUUAGUCUGGCCCUGCUGGGUCAGAAACCUGUCCCUUCAUGCUACAUAGCUCCAGUGACCUUUCUCUCUCCCGUAACCUGGCCUUCUGGGAAAAGAGUCUCCAGAUGGACCUGUGUUCCCACCUCUCCAGCCCACUGAGCCUCCCCCCACCCCAGCUUUGUUCAGUAUUUGGGAGAAAGUAUAUUUGCACCUUUAAUGACUUUACAGAGGCAGGAUACAGACCAUGAGAGUGAAAACAUCCAAUUUACCAGUUGGUUUGCAAGAGAUAUUUAUGUAGUCCAAAUCUGUUUUAUUUGUAUGUGAUUAUUUUUAAAUUAAAUUGAAAUAAAUUCUAAUACAUAAGUAAUAUGUUUACCAUUCCAUUUCCCAUCGCUGCAUAACAAACUACCCCAAAACUUGUGACUUAGAACAGUGACACCACUUAUUUUGCUCAUGAAUCUGAGAUUUGGGAAGGAUUUUGUGGGAAAGCUUGUCUCUGCUGCACUUGGUGUCAGCUGGGGCAGCUCCGGCUGGGGCUAUGAUUAUCUGAAGGCUCUUCCUCGUGUCUGACACCUGGCUGGGGAAGACUCAGAUUGCUGCUCUCAUUCUAUGAGGCCUCUCUGGUAUGACAUUGUGGGGUAGAGGGACUUCUUACAUGCUGGCUCAGGGUCCCAGGUAUAAGCUGGGUUGCCCCCUGUGACCCAGCUUAGGAAGUCCAACAGCAUCAACCAAGGCCAGCCCAUAUUCAAAGAGGGGAUUUAGACUUCCCACCCUUGCCUUUAAGAAAUUACGUUAUUAAUUUUAAAAAUUGUGUUAUAAUAUAUAUAAAACAUAAAAUUUGCCAUUUUAAUCAUUUUAAGUGUACUUCAGGGGCAUUAAUUGUAUUUGCAAUGUUGUGCGAUCACCACAAAAACUUCUUUGUAAUGUUUCAUCCAUGUUGUAACAUGGAUCAGAUCUCCAUUCCUUUUCAUGGCUGCAUACUAUUCCAUUGUCUGUAUAUGUCACAUUUUGUUUAGCCAUUCAUCCAUCCGUGGACACUUGGGUUGCUUCCAUCUUAUGACUAUUGUGAGUAAUGCUGCUAUGAACACUGGUGUACAAAUAUCUGUUUGCAUUCCUGCUUUCAAUUCUUUUGGGAAUAUACCCAGGAGUGCAAUUGCUGGAUCACAUAGUAAUUCUGUGUACAUUUUUUUUGAGGAACUGACAUACUGUUUUCCAUAGCAGCUGCAUCAUUUUACAUUCCCACCAGCAAUGCACAAGGGUUCGAAUUUUUCCACAUCCUCACCAGCACUUGUUUUCUGUUUUUUUAAAAAAUAAUAGUCAACCUAAUGCAUGUGAGGUCUCGUCAAUGGAUGGGAACCAUCUCAUUGUGGUUUUGAUUUACAUUUCCUUGAUGGUUAGUGAUUUUGAGCAUCUUUUCAUGUGCUUAUUAGCCAUUUGUGUGUCUUCUUUGGAGAAAUGUCUUUUCAAGUCCUUUGCCCAGUUUUAAAUUGGGUUGUUUUUUGUUGUAGAUGAGCCCUCAUUCUUUUUUGCAGCCGCGUAGCAUUUCAAAGAAGAGUUAUAAAAUUCUUUUACUAACCAGUCCUCUGCUGAUGGCUAUUCGGGUUGUUUCCAAUCAUAUGCUGUUCAAGCAAUGCAACAAUGAAUUUUCUUGUACACAUGUUAUUAUGCUCAUGUGUGAGUAUAUUGAAAGAUAAAUUCCUAGCAGUAGGAUCGGUGAAUUAAAGAGAAGCUGCAUUUAUCGUUUAGGUAGAUACUGUCCAAUUGCCCUUGAGAGAGGAUGUACGGAUUUAUAUUCCCUGUAGCUAUGUAAGAGAGCAAGGUGCAGCUUUAAAACUAACACAUAUGUUUUCGGCAUUGUGCCAAAGAUUUCUUCUUCCUUGGGGAUGCUAGUCUGACAUUUCCUGAUACCGAUUAAAACAUUGGCCUAACGCUGCCCUCUGUUAAGGGAUUUGCAACUCAAUUGCAUUUGUUCAUAAAAUGGAAUUAAUAUCGAAUAACUUGCCAACAACAGAACUGAUUUUUGACCCUGUGCUAUGACAAAUCUAUUCAUGGUUUUUUUUUGUGUGUGUGUGUGGUACGCGGGCCUCUCACUGUUGUGGCCUCUCCCGUUGCGGAGCACAGGCUCCAGACGCGCAGGCUCAGCGGCCAUGGCUCACGGGCCCAGCUGCUCCGCGGCAUGUGGGAUCUUCCCGGACCGGGACACGAACCCGCGUCCCCUGCAUCAGCAGGAGGACUCUCAACCACUGCGCCACCAGGGAAGCCCUAUUCAUGUUUUAUGUUUUCAAAAUCUAUUCAAAUUUUAAAAGCUGCUCCUUAAUACUAUUAAAAUGAUAUAAAAAAUUAGACUCAAUCUCAAUAGGUAUGCCAAUCUUUCCAAAUAGGAUGCAAUUUAUUUUUAUCAAUAUUUUCCCAGAGGUAUAGCCAUGAAAAUUCAUGAUGGGAAAUUCUUUUCUGUUAUCAGUGGUAUCUAACAAGAUAAUGGAACAACUCACACAUCAAAUAUUAACUCAGCCUGCGCUUUUUAGAUGACGUGUGGAUUUAGAAGCAAACAGCAUCCCUUUCCAAAGCCAACGCCAAACACCUCACUCCUCCAACUUCUAAUUAACAAAGUAACUGAAAGAUGUUGUGAUCAAACCGGGAUCCAAUUAAAACAGAUAAACCGACUGUAGCCACAUUAACUACAUUAUAUUAAUAUAUGUUCAUAAUUAACUAGACACAGUUUUCAAGAAGAAGGGGAUUUUUUUUUUCAGGAGAGACAGCUCCCGUAAAUGAACUAACUUGUAAAUCAACUCAGGACAGCAAAUUCUAUAUCCUCUGUACGGCAACUAAUGUAAUAUUUAUAUUAACUGCUAAUAAAGACAUAUGUCAAAUAAAA